This is a messenger RNA of Gloeophyllum trabeum ATCC 11539, 381 nucleotides long. RefSeq lists its product as uncharacterized. The transcript has 4 exons. The record is from RefSeq and is a predicted model, not a curated record. NCBI's taxonomy places the organism in Eukaryota, Fungi, Basidiomycota, Agaricomycetes, Gloeophyllales, Gloeophyllaceae. The coding region runs from base 1 to 381 and encodes 126 amino acids.
AUGGGCUUUAUUAGCAAGCUUGACAAACUACUCCAGGAGAGUCAUGAUGGCCUCAUUGAACGAUCAGUUAUUAUCACUCUGUCCACCCUAUUAGACUAUGAGGAUCUCUAUGAAGAUGUAGAGAAGAUCCAAGUGACAGGACAUUUCAUACAUCUAUUUGAGAGCAAAGACCGCAAUACUGCCCAGUCUGCCAUGGAUGCUUGGGGCAAGCUCAUAAAGAAAUAUCACAGCCAGGACAUGACAAAGAUUGAGGAAGGUAUUGAUGUACUUGGAAGGCUCCAAGGAGAUGUUCGUCAGGCGAAGCCUGUACGUCUCAUGGCAAGGAAGACCAUGAUUGAAAUAAGCCAGGUCCAGGAUGUGGAAACAUCAAGGAAGAAUUGA